Leishmania braziliensis MHOM/BR/75/M2904 is the source of this 1512-nucleotide messenger RNA. RefSeq lists its product as hypothetical. Gene Ontology annotation, cellular component: RecQ family helicase-topoisomerase III complex; nuclear body. The transcript has a single exon. Bases 1 to 1512 code for a protein of 503 amino acids. The record is from RefSeq and is a predicted model, not a curated record. Gene Ontology annotation, biological process: double-strand break repair via homologous recombination; resolution of meiotic recombination intermediates. Lineage: Eukaryota; Euglenozoa; Kinetoplastea; Trypanosomatida; Trypanosomatidae.
AUGGCUGCCGGGACGGAUGAGGCGACAGUGGACUACAUACGGAACCACCUAGAUGAGGACCUGGAGGCAGUGGCGCAGCAGCCCGGCCCGCCGCUCAUCCGCCCCUCCCUGGCGCCGUUUCUCACAUCCGCCGGGCUGUUCAGCCUGGCUGGGGUUGCGCCGCAGCAGCACUCCCUGGCGCCAUCCAUACGGAACCGAGGCAGCAGCGUAGAUCCUGCGCACCCUGACGGCAGCCCCUUAUCGUCAGCGGCGCACACGGUGACUCUCAUUCUCCAGGUCAUGUCAAUCAAGGAUGUGAGCCUCUCGCGCGAGCAGCGCAGUCGUGUCCUCCUGCACUCCCUCUCCUCCACCUGCAGCAGCUCCGGUGCGACGUCCAACGGUGCUGCAAUUGAUAUGGACACGGACACCCUGGCCUCCCUCGCCGCCGACGCCACCCCGCAGAUGAUGGAGGAGCAGCAAGAUGAGCAGGCGCGGCAGCAUACACCGUUGCUGCCAAGCGGUGGCCAGUGGCGGUGCCUGCGGCUGGAGCUGUCCGAUGGGUUUCAGCGUGUGCUCGCCGUCGAAGACGCCUCUGCGCGCACGCGGCAGCGCUAUGGUGGUGUGUUAGCCAAAGAAGGCAUCUCGCUUGGUGCCAAACUGCAAGUGUGUUUGACUGCAUCGCUGGCGGACACCACGGCCACCACCGUGCCGUGUGUGCAGCACGGCGUUCUCCGGCUUCACGCCGGGAACACCGAAGUAAUGGGUGGCCGAGUGAAGGCACUGGAAGUGUAUUGGGAAGCGCAGGCUCGGCUGCAGCUAGCAGCGAGCACUGGACGACCCUCAAAGCAGCAGCAGCAGCAGUACCAGCUGCCAAGUCUCCCUGACGGACCCACGACGUUAGCCUCCGUCCCACCUGCGCAGCAACAACCGGUCGCAGCUUCCCCACUCACCUCACCAGCACCCCCAUCACAGCAGCAGCCGCAGUCACGCGCAGCUCUCCCCUUGCAGCCCCUUCGAUGCUGGCCCGCUCACGCCGCCCAGCACCCACCUCACGUGCCCUUCUGCACAGUGGCCUUCAUCACGGAGGUGGUGUCCGAUAUGGUCAUCAAUGAGCCAUCCCCUGGGACCACCCACAACAGCCACCACGUCGGCGCAGAUCCGAACCCGGCAAGGGACGCCUUCACGUACUCGCUUCUCGUGCAACUGUCCUCGCCCAGCGCUGUGGAGUGCGAGACACCACGACACCUAAACGACACCCCCUCACGGCGAGGUGAGGAGCUGGGGCAGGUAAGCGAAGACGAUCACCUCAUCGUCGACCUUGGCCAUGCCUGGCUGCAUCAGCUGGUCGGCAUGCCCGCAGAUGCGUUCCGCAUGCUGUCCCUCUCGAACGCCGCGGCAGAUGUUGAGAAGCUUACGCGCACCGUGGAAGCCGUCGGACAGGCGCUGGAGCAGUUUGGCAAAGGGUGCUUCACGCUAGUGCGGCGAGCAAGGGACAGCAUUGUGGAAGUGGUGCACGCCGUCCCAGCGCCCUGA